AUCUAAGUCAAAGUUUGUGGUUUAGAUUGAAGUUCUGCUAACACAGAGAUGCUGACAAUCUAGGCUAUGGAGAUUGGAGAUGCUUGAUGCCCAUUGUAAAUUGUCCAGCUAGGUGAUUACAGACUCGUUUGGCCGGACUCCUUGCCUGGAAAUUCGUUGGAACUAAUUGAAGAACUGAAUAAGUGGCCGGUAAGCAACCAUUGCCACUCUCUGGUGAACUGAACAAUGGAGAGUGUGCUGCGAAACACACUGUGUCUACUCAUCCUGCUCUUCCUCUCAUGGCAGACAUCUUACUCUCUUCCACGAUCUUCUAUGGUCGCCCCUAGCUUUCACAACAGAUUCCUGCGCAUUCCCUCCAAGACCAUCGCUGCCCCGAAGUAUCAGUACCAAAUCCGCUACUUCCAGCAGCGGCUCGACCACUUCAGCUUCGCCGAUCUCCCCUCGUUUCGUCAGCGUUACCUCAUCAAUACCGAUCACUGGUCUGGUCCCUCUCGCCUUGGCCCCAUCUUCUUCUACUGCGGCAACGAAGGAGACAUCGAAUGGUUUGCCGCCAACACAGGUUUCGUCUGGGAGAAUGCACCUCGCUUCGGCGCUAUGGUUAUCUUCCCCGAACAUCGCUACUACGGUGAGUCAAUGCCUUUUGGAAGUAGGGAAAUGGCCUACAAGAACGCGACCACAUUGGCAUAUUUAACAUCAGAGCAGGCAUUAGCAGAUUUUGCAGUGCUAAUCACUGAACUCAAAAAGAACACAUCUGCUCAAUCAUGCCCUGUCAUUUUAUUUGGAGGAUCUUAUGGUGGAAUGCUUGCAGCAUGGAUGAGGCUUAAAUAUCCUCACAUUUCCAUAGGCGCACUUGCUGCUUCUGCCCCAAUCCUCCAGUUUGAGAAUAUUGUUCCGCUCGAUACAUUUUACAACAUCGUCUCCAAUGAUUUUAGACGUGAGAGUGUUAGCUGCUUCAACACUAUCAGAGAGUCAUGGGAUGUAAUAAAGUCUGUAGGAAUGACAAAGAGCGGACUUUCACUGCUCACCAAGACUUUCCAUCUUUGUGGAGAACUUAAGAGUGCUGAAGACCUUUCUGACUGGCUGGAUUCUGCAUACAGUUAUUUGGCAAUGGCUGAUUACCCAUAUCCUGCAGAUUUUGUAAUGCCCUUACCUGGCAAUCCAAUAAAAGAGGUCUGUAAGAAAAUUGACAGGUUACCCAAUGGCACAGAUAUUCUGCAGCGAAUAUUUGAAGGAGUCAGUGUCUAUUAUAACCACACCGGAAAGGAUACAUGUUUCAAUAUUGAUGAUGAUCCUCACGGUAUGAGUGGCUGGGACUGGCAGGCAUGCACUGAGAUGAUUAUGCCAAUGUCGAGUAAUAGAAACACAAGUAUGUUUCCAGCAUUCGAGUAUGAUUACGCCUCUGAUGCAGAGUAUUGCUAUAGGAGUUACCAUGUAAUUCCAAGGCCUACAUGGAUAACAACUGAAUUUGGUGGACAUGACAUAAAAACGGUUCUUGGGACGUUUGGGAGUAACAUCAUCUUUUCAAAUGGUCUCUUAGAUCCAUGGAGUGGUGGCAGCGUCCUAGAGAACAUAUCAGAAACUAUUGUUGCUCUUGUUACUGAAAAAGGUGCCCAUCACUUAGAUUUGCGUGCAACAACGGCUGAGGAUCCGGGUUGGCUGGUGGAGCAAAGAGCCUCUGAAGUAAAACUUAUAGAGGGCUGGUUGGACAGCUACUUAAAGUCAAAGGAAAUUGUUCAUUUAAAAAAUGCGAUCUUGUACAGUGAAACUAUCUACUAGUUGUACAGUGAAGUAGUUGCUCUCUUUCCCGGUUAAAAGCGAAUCAAAACAUGUUUAAAGCAUGAUCAAUAAAACCCACCUCAAUUACAUGACAAUCCAUUUGAAAAAUUGAAACCAAAAUCUGGGUGAUUGACAAUCAGUCCUAUUAAUAGCUACAAUUUUAAUGAGCAUUAUUUAUCAUCA
Cuscuta europaea is the source of this 1959-nucleotide messenger RNA. The record is from the annotation of a GenBank genome assembly. Lineage: Eukaryota; Viridiplantae; Streptophyta; Magnoliopsida; Solanales; Convolvulaceae.